Trichomycterus rosablanca is the source of this 996-nucleotide messenger RNA. It is a transcript of the gene tlcd3a, whose product is annotated as TLC domain containing 3A. Bases 1 to 822 code for a protein of 273 amino acids. Lineage: Eukaryota; Metazoa; Chordata; Actinopteri; Siluriformes; Trichomycteridae. The record is from RefSeq and is a predicted model, not a curated record. Gene Ontology annotation, cellular component: endoplasmic reticulum; membrane. Gene Ontology annotation, biological process: lipid homeostasis. The transcript has 5 exons.
AUGUGGGGAGUGUUAGUAAGCGGUAUAGUGCUUUUUCCCGGCCUGUUUCUGGCCUUAAGGAAAACCCUACCGGUUGUUUUUAAGCGCUGGAGCGACGCGGACGUGGUUCUGGUAAGCGAGAGGCUGGUCUCCUCUCUUCAUGCUAUUAUGGCCACCACGGCUGGGAUCAUCGUGGUGUCCUCUUGCAGGGAGAACGUGAUAACAGACAGGCACUGGCUAGCCACCUCAUUUGUCCUCAGGUACGGAGUACCCUACAUGGCUUAUGACAUCUUCGCCAUGUACCUGAGCCAUUACUACCGUUUCUAUGUCAAAGGUCAUGAGGAUUACAAAGGGCACUCUCUGAGGACGCUCAGCUUAUUUGUGAGGAAAGAGUUCCUGCUGGUUCUCCAUCACAUCGCACUCCUGUCCAUCCUGCUACCUAUCACACUGUUUUGCAGGAACGACCAAGGUGAUUUUUUCAUUGGCUGCCUCUUCCUUACAGAGAUCAGCACACCGUUUGUCUCCCUGGGCAAAAUUCUUAUUCAGCUGGGUUUGCAGGAGUGCUGGCUGCACAAACUGAACGGUUGCAUGGUGCUGCUGAGCUUCUUCCUGUGCCGCAUCUCACUCUUCCCCUAUAUGUACUGGGUGUACGGAGUGCACUACGGCCUUCCAGUCUACUCUGUACCACUCCACAUCCCAAUCUACACCAACCUGGGAAACCUGUGCAUCCUCGCUCCACAGGUCUACUGGUUUGUCCUGCUCUGCCUUAAAGGCUACCGGCUCUACAAGCGGCAAAAUCCUGCCAACAACCAGGACUUCUCACAUCAUAACAAAGCAGAGUAGAAGAGCAGAAGAACUGGUGCUGAAAACAGCAGAGAAUUUCCUGGUAGGAUCCACCAGUACUGAUGGUGCUUCUGCUGUACCCACUUAUCAUAUUUACUAGUAUUUAUCUGAAGUCUGCACACACAUGUGACUGUUCCAGUCCUGAUAUGCUGCAAUUCAUUGGAGCACACGGAA